GAGGAAAAGUGUAUUUAAGUCGCACACUCUUCAAACUCACACACCAGAUUCAUCUGUGUUUGGAUUACACAUUAAAAGACAAACAUGAAGAAGAGUGGCAUUUCUCAGUUUUUGUUGCUCUGUUUAUAUCUUGCUUUACACCCCUCCAGUCAAACAGACACCAGUUCCUUCCUUAUCUACAAUGAGGACCACAACAAAUGUGUGAAUGUGGUUAGUGCUAAUGUGGUGCAGACAGCUCCAUGCGACGUCUCUUCCGAAGCUCAGCGUUUCCGAUGGGUUUCCUCUUCAAGGAUUGUCAGCAUCUCUCUGAAACUCUGCUUGGGUGCCCAGAACAUCAAAGACUGGGUGAAAAUUCUCCUGCUGCCCUGUGAUGAACAAAGUCCCCUACAGACCUGGGAAUGUAAAAAUGAGACGCUGUUUGGCUUAAAGGGACAGGAUCUGCAUCUAAACUAUGGCAAUCGAAAGGAGCCAAAUAUGAUGUUGUAUAAGGGAUCUGGUCUCUGGAGCCGCUGGCAGAUUUAUGGGACCAAAGAAGAUCUGUGCUCUCGCGGAUAUCAAGAGAUAUAUACUAUAGGUGGUAAUUCAUUUGGGAAACCAUGCCAGUUUCCUUUUAAAUUUGGUGAAAAGUGGCAUGCCGAGUGCAUCUUGGAGGGCAGAUCGGAUGGCCAUCUCUGGUGUGCUACAGAAACAGACUACAACACAGAGAAGAAGUGGGGCUUCUGUCCAACUAAAUCCGGCUCAGGUUGGGACACUGAUCCAGUAACCGGUGUGUUGUAUCAGAGGAACACACAGUCAGUGCUCACCUGGCAUCAGGCUCGAACCAGUUGCCAGCAGCAGAACGCGGAUCUUCUCAGCAUAGCAGAAGUGCAUGAGCAGACUUAUAUAUCAGGCUUGACAAAUAUCUUGGGCUCGUCGUUAUGGACUGGACUCAACAGUCUUGAUUUUGAGAGCGGCUGGCAGUGGAGUAAUGGAAACCCAUUCAGAUAUCUCAACUGGGCUCCUGGUCACCCCUCAUUGGAGCCGGGCCUGAACUGUGCAGCGUUAAAUGCUGGUAAAGCGUCUAAGUGGGAGAGUAUGGCCUGUAGUAAGAAACUUGGCUACAUCUGUCGCAGGGGCAAUUCUACAGAUGUAACUCCACCAGCAGGUAAGGAUCAGCCGAGCUUCUGUCCAGCGGCAUGGGUUCCAUACGCGGGUCACUGUUAUUAUCUGCAGCGCACUAAGAAGAUGUGGAGCGCUGCCUUAGUGGCCUGUCAUAAAGAAGGAGGAGAUCUGGUCAGCAUACACAACAUAGAGGAGCACAGCUUCAUCAUAUCACAGAGCGGAUACUUGCCCACCGAUGAACUCUGGAUAGGUCUGAAUGAUCAGAAGAUUCAGAACCUGUUUGAGUGGACAGACCGAUCACAUGUCACCUUCACAAAGUGGAUAGUUGGGGAACCAUCACACGCCACAAACCGCAUGGAAGACUGCGUUCUCAUCAAAGGAAAGGAGGGAAAGUGGGCAGAUUACACAUGUGAGGCGGAGCUUGGCUACAUCUGUAAGAAGAAAGCGUCCAGCAGACCUAACGGUGCUCCGGAGGUGAUCAGCCCUGGAUGCCAAGCUGGUUGGAUUAGAUAUGGCUCCUACUGUUAUAAUAUUGCUAUGGAAACCAAGACUUUUGAUGAGGCCAAACAAAUAUGUCAGCAGACUGGAGCUAACCUGGUUAACGUUGCCAACAGGUAUGAGAAUGCUUUUCUCAUUAGCCUUGUUGGUCUCCGGCCUGAGAAAUAUUUCUGGAUUGGUUUGUCAAAUACUGAACAAGCUGACCGCUUUCAAUGGAGCAACGGCGAUAAAGUCAAAUUUACACACUUUAAUAUAGGGUUGCCAGAUAAGCACCAGGGUUGUGUUGCCAUGUUAACAGGGAUGUCAGCAGGAUUAUGGGAUGUACUGGCCUGUAAAAGUAACCAGAAGUACAUCUGCAAAAAAAUUGCUGAAGGUGUUACAACCACCCGAGAGCCACCAACGACUCAACCGCUCAGCUGCCCAGUUGGAUGGAUUAAAAAGGAUCCACACAAUUGCAUUCGGAUAUACCAGAAACAAAAGGACGAGAAAAAGACUUGGUUUGAAGCUCGUGAUUUUUGUCGAGCCAUUGGCGGUGACUUAGCGAGCUUUCACUCUCAAGAAGAAAUUAACGCUAUGCCGUAUAUGAGUGGGGACACAGCGUGGAUAGGAUUCACUUCCCUGGACAGUAAUUCUGGUUUUGUUUGGUCUGAUGAAACCCCUUCUGAUUUUGAUAACUGGUCUUUCGGGGAACCGAACAACUACAACGAUCAGGAGCACUGUGGCGAAAGCGGCUUUUAUUACGCUCGCAAGUGGAACGAUAGGGAUUGUGAAGCCUAUAAUGACUGGAUCUGCCAGAUAUCAAUAGGCACAACUCCAAAAUCCCCACCAUCUACUUCAACCCAGGUGGAAUAUAACAAGACUGCUGAUGGCUGGAUCCUGUUCAACAAUAGUCAGUACUUCAUUAAUAGCGACCUCUUGCCUAUGGAAGAUGCUCGCGCAUUCUGCAAGAAGAACCAUGCAGAUCUUGUCGUCAUUACUAGCCAAACCGAGAGGAAGUUUUUAUGGAAGCAGAUCUCUAGAGGAUCAGAAGGUCAAUACUACAUUGGCAUGACUGUGGGGUUGGACAAAUCAUUUUUUUGGGUGGAUGGUUCACCGGUCGUAUACACUUCAUGGGAUCAAAAUGAACCAAAUUUCGCCAACAAUGAUGAGAACUGUGUGACUAUUUACAAGAGUAUGGGAUUCUGGAAUGAUAUCAACUGUGGUGUGGCUCUACCCUCGAUCUGUAAAAGAAGUUCUGACUUUGUCAAUGCCACCAUGAUCCCCUCCACUGUGUCACCGGGAGGUUGUGCGCCUGAUUGGACAAGAUUCCAUGGCAGAUGCUACAUUUUUAUUGCCAAAAAGAUGUCCUGGCAUGAUGCCCGAGACCACUGCAAAUCACACGGAGGAAACCUGGUAUCCAUUCUGAGUCAUGGAGAGCAAGCAUUUCUCACUACUGCAAUGCUUCGAUCAUCGGAUGAUGUGUGGAUUGGUUUUAAUGAUGUUAACUCGGAGAUGCGUUUCUUGUGGACUGAUGGUAGAGGUGUCAGCUUCACGAACUGGGCCAAAGGUCAGCCUGUAUCAAUGCCAGAUCAAUCUUCCAGGGCAUUUGGCUACUUUGACUCAGAGUCAGAUCUUUGGGACUCUGUGUUGGGACGUGACCAUUUCAUAGUACCAGUAGAACGGUAUGACUGUGUCGUCAUGGUGAGAAGCCCUAACAAGAUGACGGGUUUGUGGAAAGUUGAGAACUGUGGAGAUCAGAGAGGAUUCAUCUGCAAAAGGAAAACAGAUGCUCAGCUCCCUAGUCAGGUGACUACAGCAAUGCCUCAAAAGUUCUUCACUAUGGGCAACGAUUCAUACAAGGUGCAGCUGGAGAAAAUGAGCUGGGAUGAAGCCAGGAGACAGUGUAAAGCAGAUGAUGCUGAUCUAGCUAGUGUGCUGGACUCCAUCAGUCAGGCGUACACCGUCCUCAGAGUCAGCAAACUCAAAGAACCGCUGUGGAUCGGACUCAACAGCAACAUGACAGGUGGGCGGUACCGCUGGGUGGAUAACUGGCUUCUGAGCUACAGUAAAUGGGCGACAGGAGAGCCCAAAAACAAUUUAGCUUGUGUGUAUAUUGACACAGACGGUGACUGGAAAACCACAGCAUGCAGCAGCAAGUAUUUUUCCCUCUGCAAACACUCCUCAGAUAUUGCCCCCACAGACCCCCCUCAACUGCCAGGGAACUGCCCUGAGUCAAAGAAACGUAAAACAUGGAUCCCUUUCAGAGGACACUGUUAUGCCUUCCUGAACUCCAUGUCAGACAACUGGGCUCAUGCUACAGUGGAAUGCAUGAGGAUGGGUGCAUCAUUAGUGAGUAUAGAAGACCCAACAGAAUCUCAGUUUAUCCAUCAGAAUGUGGAGAUCCUGCAGGAUGGAAGCAAAUCAUUCUGGAUCGGCAUGUACCGCAGUCAUAUGGGUGAUUGGAUGUGGAUCGACAAUAUGGUGGUAGAUUACACAAACUGGAAACCGCGGAUGCCCAGUGACUACGGCGACUGUGUGGAGGUCCAGUCCAGCACUGGGAUGUGGAGUACCACCAGCUGCAAAAGUUAUAGGCCUUAUAUAUGCAAAACUGUGAAAGUUUUACCACCGACAGAGAAAUCAUCAAUUCCACUGCCUGUGGUGGAGGACGCGCCUCACGGCUCUGCUGGCAUCAUUGUUGCAGUGAUUUUGAUCGUAAUUGCUGUGGUGGGACUCUCCGUAUUUCUGUUCUUUAAGAAAAUCCCUCGGCCUUUCAUUGGAGAGCGUGCGUUUGACAACAGACUCUAUAUCAACUCUGAUCUGACACGCUCUCCUACCACUGUUGAUACAAAGGGACUUGUGGCCAACAUUGAACAGAAUGAGCACGCCUAACACAAAUACACACAUAGAGACACACACAACCAUCACUAUUUUGAAACAUCAUGUCAAUUGCACAAAAUAUUUAGGAUAUUUUGGAAUAUUUUGAAUUGAUAUAGGAGGAGAACAGAGAAUAUCAUGCAUCUGGAAUAAAAAUUAGAGGUUUUUACUGCAUGUUCUCAUAAAUAUAUUUAAUAUAUCCAGGUAUAUGAUUUAAUGAAUCCAUGUAUAUGACUCCAUUUUUAGUAUAAAAAGAUAAAUCUGACAAUGUAUACAACAAUUUUGAGUUUUACACUGUCUCUAUGUGGUCUUUGUGACUGAAGAUGUGUUUAUAGUUGGGAUAAUAUCAUGUCACUAGUGAGUUGAGUAGCUGAUCUUUUUUGUCAGUGUUUGGCACCUUUCUUGGCAUUCUUAAGUUUCUUUUAAACUAUUCUGCUGAAUUUAUGCAGCAUGAGGUUGCGUAACAUCAAACAGGAUAUUAUCCAAUCAUGAUUUUUGGAUUUGUAUGAGAGCAAUAGGGUCAUACCACACUAGAAGUGGUACAAUAACACUUUUCUUAAAAGGUUAAAACCACUGCCUGAUUUAAAUAACAGCCACAAUUUUGACACAACAGUAAAUAUUGUAACUUGGCAUUCUCAAAAUUUCUUAAAGGGAUAGUUCACCCAAAAAGGAAAAUUCUCUCAUCAUGUACUCACCCUCAUGAUAUCCCAGGUGUGUAUGACUUUCUUUCUUCACCAGAACACAUUUGAAGAGAAACAGAAAAAUAUCUCAGGUCCUUAAAAUGCAAGUGAAUUCGCUCCAAAAAUCAAGACAGUCAGUAUAUAUGUCAUCGUUACAACUCCAGGGGUUAAAUGAAUGUCUUCUAAAGCGAUACGAUCGCUUUUGGUGCAAAAAAUAUCAAUAUUUAAGUACUUUUUAACUAUAAACCAUAAUUUCCGGUCAGCAGCAGUAUAGGCAUUUGUGUUGGCAUGUUACGGACAUAAUCUCAAGUUCUUUUCUUGGUUGAGACAUCCAAGAUAAGCAGACAAAUGCACCAUAGUGAAAAGAAACAGAUAAAUACAGUCUAAACCAAAAUCAAUGAAGCUUCUGUACAGCAUUCCUCUUUCUCACUUGUAAACAGCGCUGCUCUUCCCGCUGUGUCGCAUGUGCCUCAGUUCUCACGUGUCUCACAUGCCAACACGAUUAUGUCACACUUUAAGAGAAUUGUUGGAAAUCCUAUGAUUGUUCAACUUUCCUUCAGUGGGCAACUUGGUUGGACUUACGAUAACAUUUGAGGAAAAAAUACCAAAGUAAAAAGUGAAUUAAACACUUUCUCCCCCAAAAGACCGAGGUGUGAAUGUUUGAGACAUUAAGUGGGUACUUAUACAGUACUCGCCUAAUGGAAUUUGUUACUAAUUUACUACCAAAAAAAAAAAAAGGAAGAUUUACUCAAUGAACCCCACAUGCAUGAACACCCUCUCGGACUGCCCCCUGUACCCAAAACCCACAUUGCUAUAUUGAGACUGAUCAUCUAUGAUCACUAUGGCAACUAGAAACCUAUUAGGGUUGAAGCAGCGAUCUGUAAUCCACUGAAAGCUGCACAAGCAUAAUUACUCAUUAGAGGGUUUGAUCUGGAAUUCCCUCUUUACUCUCUGCUGUGUCUUUCAUUCUGUAACAUUCUGUUAUUUCAACUGAAAAAAAAAAAUCAAGGUUCAUAAGUGAUUGAAGGUAAGACUGUCUGCUUUGUGGAGAAAUCUGUUAAGGAAGUCUUGAGCAGGGGUGUAGCAUUCAUUUUAAAAGUGUGUGUGUGGGGGGGGACACAGUCAGCACUUACAGUGCGGUAUUAAUAUAGUAAUAUAUUACAGUAUAUAUUAAUAUAUACUUAUAUAUUAAUAUAAUACUUAUAUCACACUUAUAUGUAUUAUUUACUUUUAAUAUUUGUAGUAUUUUAAAAAUUCAAGUAUUGCAAAUUGCAAAAUUUUGCAGAAUUAGCUGCAAAAAUAAAGUGCAUCUUGUGGAGCACUUGCUUCUGUUUCACACAUGACAAUAAAAGACUGAGCACAAGCUGGUCCUGAAUAAAUGAUUCAAUCAAUUACAGUAAUGACAAUUGGGCAUGUGCACAAUUACAUUUUUUACACUGUGCUUGUGCAUUGUGGGAUUUGAAUGUAUCCAAGUGGCUCGAGAGUUUUGGCUACAUUCACCAAAAUUCGUUCAGAUCCAUUUAAUGAUUCAGUGACCAGAAGGUGUUGAUAAAUGAGUGUCUUGUGUGAAAUGAGUUCAAAAGAAAAUUGUAAUCCUUUACAAUUUGUAUGUCUAAAGACUAGGGCUGUCACGAUUAUGAAAUUUGGCUGAUGAUUAAUUGUCAAACAAAUAAUUGCGAUUAUGACGACUAAUUGUCUGUUUUAGGGCUGUGACAAUUAAUUGUCUCAUUAAGGGUUUUUACGACUAAUUGUCAUAUAAAUUGUCAUAUUUUUUAAGGUGUGCUUUUUUAUGCUUGUUUGCUUUAUACACCUUAAGAAGUAAUUUUUACAUAUUUACCUUCAAAUAUGUAAAUCAAAUAAUAAAAUAGUGAUAAACUAUGAUUUAAUUUUUAGGCUUUAAAAGCUUAUGAAUGACAUGAAAAAUAAAAUAAGUAUCAAAAUAUUUCUAAAUUAAAACAUGUCUCUCUUUUUGGUCAACUUUAGUUUUGGUCAAUAUUAAACUUGUUUUUUGAACUCAUAAAUUUUAUAUUAAAAUAUCUAUUGUCCGUAUGUCUACAUCGUUAUGUAAUCAAUUUAUAACGGAAUUAGUUGUGUUUGACAACCAUUAUAAGAAAAAUACAUGAAAAAUAAUUAGAUUAUUUGUCUGAAUAAAAUUCUCCACCAUUAAAAUCAUAAUACAACGUCUCCUUGUAUCCGCUCACAAUUUCUAUUGUAAGGAAUUAGCUUUAAUAAGGAAUUAUGAUUAAUUCACUUACUGGAGUAAUAUUAAUCUCAUGGUUUAUUGAAAAUAAUAUCAGAAAUAUUUUAAAUAUAGCUUUAGGGCCAGAUCGUUGAAAAAAAAUCAAGUGACGAGAUUAUUUAUCAAAAUAUACCACAGUCAAUAUUUGAAUACAAACAAGACUUUAUUGCUAAUCUAAACAUAAAACAAAUCUAACACAUAAAAACAUGAAACAGGUUGGUGAGUAAAGUGAAAAGAGUAGUUUGAUCUAUACAGAGAAAAUUAACUUUAUGGAGUCUGUAGAAAAUGCCUUAAGAACCAUUGAUACUUAAUUCUGUCUAACUCGAUUUGCAAUAGGGUAACGUCAUGGUUACUUGUGUAACCUCUGUUCCCUGAUGGAAGGAAUGAGACGUUGUGUCAAUGUAGUGACACUAGGGGUCACUUUUGGGAGCCUGAGACACCUCUGGUCUUUGAUAAAAGGCCAAUGAAAAUUGGCGAGUGGUAUUUGCAUGCCACUCCCCUGGACAUACAGGUAUAAAAGGAGCUGGUAUGCAACCACUCAUUCAGGUUUUAUGCUGAGGAGCCAAGACAAGGUCUGGCCAUUUCAGCGGGUAGUUCUGCGUUGUGGCAGGAGGGACACAAAGUCUCAUUCCCUCCAUCAGGGAACGGUGGUUACACAAGUAACCAUGACGUUCCCUGUCUGUCACUCACUCGACGUUGUGUUGAUGUAGUGACACUAGGGGUCCCUAUACAAAACGCCACAACUGGCUGAACUGUGUUACGUGAACUGGCGGUGUGUGACGGGCAGACCACUGUGUGCCUCAUAGCCAGCACACCAGGUCGACACGUAACCUCCCCCAACAUAGUUAUGAACGUCGAACGGCCCUUUGGGGACAAGUCGACUACCCAAAAGAUAGAGACAGGUCGUAACCCAGUCGUGGCCUCUUUUCCGCUUCUUUUUUUCCACUCCCUAAAAAAGAAGGGGGAUUAUCCGACUGGGCCCCAGGUCUAGUCGGGGGGUGUCCCUCCUAAGGGGAGGGCACCGCGGAGACCACACCUCACCUAAUGAGAGGGGAGGAUAUUUAAGUGGAAAAAUACGUCACAUGGUCUUGCCGACCAUGUGGAGAGUCUCAUGGUAGAUCCUACCCAACAGGGGAGGAGUUACUACAAACAUGGAGACUGGGGUAGAGGGGCUCUGCCCAAGGAAGACGCAGUUUGCCAAAAGGGAAACGAAUUAGCGGAAGAUAUACAUCGCAUGGGGUUUUACCUUACAGGGAACCACCACAUGCGGAGCACCUACCCCAGAACAGGACUUUUAGUUAGCACGUGUACUGGGCGGCAGUGAGUCUCUCUGAAAACUCGACUGCCACAGAGCUCGGAGGAAGUCAACCAGUGAACAUAGUUUGUGAACACUACUGGAAAUUAAUGGCACACGUCUUCAGCUCAAAAGUGGUGGAAGGCGCUAUGUGCAAGCGAUACUGCUUAUCCGCUUGUAUUGCGUGCCACUACCUGGGAUGAAACCGGUUCCACCUGGAGAUUGUAGAACCUUGCAAAGUUGUUGGGUGUUGCCCAGCCUGCUGCUCUGCAAAUGUCUGUUAGAGAGGCACCCCUGGCCAGGGCCCAGGAGGCCGCUACACCCCUGGUAGAAUGGGCUCGUAGCCCUACCGGGGGCGGCACGUCCUGGGCGUGAUAUGCCAUAGCUAUGGUGUCAAUGAGCCAGUGGGCGAUCCUCUGCUUGGAGACAGCGCUUCCUUUCCGCUCUGCACCAAAGCAGACAAAGAGCUGCUCAGAGAUCCUAAAGCUCUGCGUGCAAUCCAAAUAAAUGCGUAAAGCACUCACAGCAACGACAGGGCUGGGUCUGCCUCUUCCUGGGGCAGCGCUUGCAGGUUCACCACCUGGUCCCUAAAAGGGGUCGUGGGAACCUUGGGCACAUAGCCCAGUCGGGGUCUCAGGAUCACGUGAGAGUAGCCCGGACCGAAAUCCAGGCACGUUUCGCUGACAGAAAACGCUUGCAGGUCUCCUACCCUCUUGAUGGAAGCCCAAUAAUCAUGGUUGUCUCAAAUAAUCGUGGUUAUAUCAAAUAACCGUGGUCAGACGGUUAUUUAAUAAUCGUGACAGACCUACUACAGACCUACAAGGAAACUUUAGUAGAGGUUUUAACCAUUAUAUGAACAAAGAAAAUCAAUCAUUUCCCUACAGUUUGUGAGCUGUUGACCAUGACUUUUAUCAAAAGACAAUUAUAAUAGUCUUAUAAUAAUUAUGAUGAGUUUCAAUAACGUUCGUACGUUUUCAUGUAUAAAAUAGCAUGUCUACAUAUUUAUUCACUUCAGUAAAACGCCGUUGUUCUAAGAACACAGCAGAUCUAUCCUUUUUCCUACAGUUUGUCGACUGCACACCAACAUAGAGGUAAAAAUCAGGAGCUGAUAUUAAAAAUAGCUUUACAUAUUUAACACAGAUCUAGUAAUCUGCUUGAAUUGGCAAAAAGAACCAAUCAAACUUUUACCUCAUGAACAUAAUGUGAAAAGCAUAACUUAAUGAAGACUCAUGCGCUGAUAUAAAUUCCACUUACAAUGUGUGCUUAAAAGAAGGAUUGUCUUUUGUUUUGAUUUUUCUGCAGUGCAUUUCACGUAAUGCUGCCAAUCAAGAACGUUAUGCCGAUAAAUAACUCUCAUUUGUGUGUUCCACAUCUCUAGAUUAAUCAUUUAGAUCAACAUCAAUGCCAAUAAAAAACAUGGAUAAAUGAG
Messenger RNA from Myxocyprinus asiaticus (Chinese sucker), 10094 nucleotides. RefSeq names its product macrophage mannose receptor 1-like. The record is from RefSeq and is a predicted model, not a curated record. The coding region runs from base 85 to 4467 and encodes 1460 amino acids. Lineage: Eukaryota; Metazoa; Chordata; Actinopteri; Cypriniformes; Catostomidae. The transcript has 31 exons.